AUGAUUAAACGGAGAGAAAUCUUCAAGAAGAAUCUUCUCUACAUUCAAAAGUUCAAUAGUCAAGGCAACAACACUUACCGUCUAGCAAUAAAUAAAUUUGCAGAUAUGAACAACGAAGACAUGUCAGUUUGUGAACAAGAAGAGCCCAGUGGUUUGUUGGCAUCUGAGAAAAUUGUUUCGUUUAACAUUUCUGAAGAAGAUGUACCAAAUUCCUUUGAUUGGAGAGAACAUAAUGCUGUUUCUCCAGUCAGAGACCAAGGAACAUGUGGUAAUAAUCUUGAUUUUUUAUACAUUGUUUUUGAAUGUAUUGCUACCGAGGAUGACUUUCCUUACGAAGGAGUAAAACAAUCCUGUGAUCCAAUAGAAGACGUCGAUAAACUAUACAUUGAUGGCUAUACUACACUAGGUACUUAUGAAUGGUCUUUAAGAACAGCUGUCUCACGCCAACCAGUCGCUGCUUCCAUUCGUAUUAGUGAGGACUUUAGGUAUUACGGCAAUGGGAUUUACCAAGGAGCUUGUGGUAACCAAGGGCAUGCAGUAUUAAUAGUGGGAUAUGGUGGUGAAAUUGAUGAAGAAAAAUACUGGAUUGUGAUGCAGUUGGUGGAACUUUAA
Molecule: messenger RNA, 612 nt
Organism: Trifolium pratense (red clover)
Lineage: Eukaryota; Viridiplantae; Streptophyta; Magnoliopsida; Fabales; Fabaceae
Product: fruit bromelain-like
Exons: 2
Coding region: 1-612 (203 amino acids)
Cellular component (GO): lysosome
Molecular function (GO): cysteine-type endopeptidase activity
Source: RefSeq, a predicted model, not a curated record